This is a messenger RNA of Linepithema humile (Argentine ant), 6614 nucleotides long. RefSeq names its product straw (gene stw). Lineage: Eukaryota; Metazoa; Arthropoda; Insecta; Hymenoptera; Formicidae. The record is from RefSeq and is a predicted model, not a curated record. Gene Ontology annotation, molecular function: copper ion binding; oxidoreductase activity.
AUGAGGUCCUACGGCGGCGGCUAUCCGGCACUCGUCGUGCUCGCGAUCGUGCUCACCCACAUGCACGGCACACUCGCCGUACGCGCCACAAGCAACCAGGCCAAUAGGAAGAGGAACGCUCAAUCGACAGUGACUGAUCAGGCAACAUCAGCUUCAUUCUGGAAUCCCACCCUCAAAACUGAUACUAUCUUCUCUCAGGAUACCAGCGCAACGUUCUUCCCUACAGCCCACGGUUUGGUGCAAACUCAUCCGACCAACAAUGUGUUCCGCAGCGGUUUCGGCGGUAUCGAUAACCUCGGUAGUCGAGGAGUGACGAUAAGACCGCCGAGGACGAGGCCUCUCGAUUAUAAUGAGCGCGCUACCGCUGAAUUACGCCGUAAUCCAUCGCUCUCAUCGCCCGAUGAGUGUGCUCGUGCCUGCCGUGAGAACGAGCCGCCCAGAAUAUGCUACUACCACUUCACGCUCGAGUAUUACACCGUGCUCGGAGCAGCGUGUCAAGUAUGUACACCAAAUGCAACCAACACCGUGUGGAGCGAGUGCCAGUGUGUUCUUGCGGACGGAGUGGAGCGCGGUAUUCUAACCGCAAACAGAAUGAUUCCUGGACCGAGCAUACAGGUGUGCCAGGGUGACAAAGUCGUUGUUGACGUAGAGAAUCACAUAGAAGGAAUGGAAGUCACACUGCACUGGCACGGCGUAUGGCAGAGAGGAUCGCAGUAUUAUGAUGGUGUGCCUUACGUGACGCAGUGUCCCAUUCAAGAGGGUAACACGUUCAGGUAUCAAUGGACAGCUGGCAAUGAAGGUACACACUUCUGGCAUGCUCACACCGGCAUGCAAAAGAUGGAUGGUCUCUACGGAAGCAUAGUGAUCCGACAGCCACCGAGCAGGGAUCCUAAUAGCAAUCUGUACGAUUACGAUUUAACCACCCAUGUAAUACUCAUCAGCGACUGGUUCCACGAGAGCGCUGCCGAACGUUUUCCAGGUCGUCUUGCAGUCAAUACCGGUCAAGCACCUGAAAGCGUGCUAAUUAAUGGGAAAGGACAAUUUAGGGAUCCUAAUACCGGUUUUAUGACAAACACACCUCUUGAAGUAUUCACAAUAACUCCAGGCCGUCGUUACCGAUUCCGAUUAAUAAAUUCAUAUGGAUCAGUAUGUCCGGCUCAAAUUACGGUCGAAGGUCACACUCUCACCGUUAUCGCUACCGAUGGUGAAGCUGUACAGCCAGCACAAGUGAACACUAUAAUCUCAUUCUCAGGUGAACGUUAUGAUUUCGUUAUAAAUGCCGAUCAGCCUCUCGGCGCUUAUUGGAUUCAACUUCGUUCGCUCGGAGAGUGUGGUAUUCCGCGAUCCCAACAACUUGCUAUUCUGCGAUACGCACGUGGUCCUUAUCAGCCUACUACUACACCACCAACGUAUGACUUUGGUCUUCCACAAGGCGUUGUUCUGAAUCCCUUGGAUGCCAUUUGCAACCGACCGCGCGAAGAUGCGAUUUGCGUGAGCCAACUGAAGAACGCCCGCCGCAUUGAUAAGGGUAUCCUCCAGCAACGCCCCGAUGUGAAGAUCUUCCUGCCGUUCCGCUUCCUGUUUUACAGACCGGAGGAGGUCUUCCAGCCGCAGACCUACAAUCGCUUCCUCGUUGCGCCGACCGGCGACCACGUGAUUUCUCUCGUCGACGAGAUCUCGUUUACGUUCCCGCCGGCGCCUCCACUCUCGCAGAUCGAUGACAUCCCGCCUGAACAAUUCUGCAACGGUGAUAACAGACCGGCUGAUUGCGGCGCCAACUGUAUGUGCACGCAUCAAGUCGACAUACCGCAUAAUGCGGUCGUCGAGGUGGUUCUCGUAGACGAAGUACAACAACCGAACCUGUCGCAUCCCUUCCAUUUGCACGGAUACGCCUUCAACAUAGUCGGUAUCGGUCGUUCUCCCGAUAAGAAUGUGAAGAAGAUCAAUUUGAAGCAUGCUCUCGAUCUCGAUAAGCGAGGUCUCCUACACAGACAGUUCAACCUGCCACCCGCUAAAGAUACUAUCGCCGUUCCCAACAACGGUUAUGUCAUCUUCCGCUUCCGCGCGGAUAAUCCCGGAUACUGGCUGUUCCAUUGCCAUUUCUUGUUCCACAUAUUGAUCGGUAUGAAUCUAAUCCUGCACGUGGGGACGCACGCGGAUCUGCCACCGAUACCACCAAACUUCCCGACCUGCGGUGAUCAUUUGCCGCCCAUUACGCCACCGCUGUCACUGAAUCCGUUCCACUGAUUGCACGAUCGCGAGCAACAAACUCAGACACUGAGGGAUGCUCCAAAGUCCAUAUGAUGUAGCAUAUUCCUGUAAAGUAGCGCGAGUAUGUAAUAAUUUUCUUUUUUUCAACUACGCAACCUCGCCGGCCGUUUUCGGCGCGGAACGGCGAUCGAUCAGGCGAGGAAUCUGGAUGUCGACCCGUUGCCUUACAAAAUCGGCUAGGAAGCGAGAACGACGGCGGAGGUAAAUUAGAUUCCGAGGAGGCUCGCGAGACAACGGGUUGACGAAGAAGCGUCGCGAAACGGCGGAACGUUCUCAGCGGCGAUAAUGACUCUACGUUGGCGGCAGUCUAUAAUUUAUUGUGUUCCAGACGCUUCACCCAUCACACUGUCGUUUAUACUGCAUGUCAUCUCUUGUUGUGCUUUCUCAUCGUGAAACCUGCACGAGGCAGAUUCACAUUUCAUUGCUGUAUAAUUCAGACAUAUACUUUAUACUUUGUUUUGCUGUAAAAUGUAAUAUCGUGGAACAUUUCCGGAAUAUAUUCUAGCAAUAUUCUAGAAUAAUUCUAGAAUAUAUUUACCGGAUCUUUUUUUUUUUAACGCUGUAACGCCUACGAUCAUCAAGAAUUGCAAAUUUUGAUGUGGUGAGUGAAGCAUCUCAGAUGAAAACGUACAAAUGUUACUAACGUUUGUAACGCUCUGUAAAUAAUGUAGAAAUAGUCACUACAUUUAACGAGAUAUUAAUGUGGGAGCAAUGGGGUAAAUAAUGUAAGAGAAAAAUCGCCGAAAAACUUUGCAUCUUGACGGCGAUCCGAGCGGUGAAUUAUUAUUAGAAUAACAUUCUUCCAGCAGACUGGAUCUGUACGAUCACCGAAUCCGCGAUUUUCGAAAUUAUUUGGGGAUUCUUCUAUAUCAGCUGAUAUCCAAAAAGAAUAUAGAUACACUUGUACGAAGAUAAAAAUAAUCUUUCAAUAUAAAAAUAUAAUAUUUAUUUAAAUUAGUCACAUUUAAUUUUCCAUUAACCAUGUUUUCAACUCUAAAUAUUCUUUUAUCUAUCAUUUUAAUCAUGUCUACGUCUUUUUCAUCAAAUGUUUCAUUUUAUUCUCUUUGUCUUUGACUUUGUCUUUGACUUUGUCUUUGUCUCUGAGGUCGAAGGAGAUAUGUUAAUAAAUUGGGGAAAGCACGCGAUGAUCAUUAGCGGUAGCGAGAAAUUUUCCUCAACAGAUCCAGACUUCUGAAACAACCUUUUAGCUAGAGAGUAAAUUCGCGCUGCGAGCAGUUUGAGUUCGCGCAUUUCAAUUUUGCUCUGUCAGCCAAAAAUUACACUAAAUCGAUAAAAGCGCUGGGAAUAAAAUUAGCGCGGUUACUGAAAUUUUAACAACCCGAUAUCGCAACGAUGUCGAAAUGGCGACCGUUGUUAAGUAUGACUAUCAUUCUUCUUGUGACUCACCAUCAACACGCAUUAAUACAUUAACACGCUAUUUAUUUUCUCUCUUCUGAUUUGCAUUAACUUUCGCAUCUAGCGCCCGCUUUAAAUUGAUAUAUCAAAGGCACUCUAAUGCAGGCUGACAUAUUACCGUGUACCGCCCUAAUACAUAGCUGUACGUUUAUUCAUGGUGCCUCCAUUUUUUAUGUAAAAUACUCUACGUAACUCACGUAUACGCAACUCACAAUUAACUCUUAAAUCAUCCGGAUGUACACAUAAAUACACUUACAGAGAUCAAUAUACUGAUACACAUUAUACAUAGAUACAAAGAGAUCAAAUCAUACACGCACACACAUUGUGCCUUAUUCCUGUAGAUACAUUCCUGUUUAUUUCGCUGAGGAUACUCAUCGGAAUAUAUAUUCAUCGAAACACGAAACACUCAGUAGCAUAAUCGUGAAACAAUCUGCUAGCGAAUUUAAUUCGAUGGCUUGAUACGAAAGAAAUACAACGCAAAAUAUUGAAUUUUUGCAACUAAAAACUUGCUUUUUUUUUACUUGCAAUCUUUUGACAUUAAGCCACCGAGUUAUGCGGAGCAGUCCGUUAAUUGUUAUUUUCUCAAGUCGACCGUUCCGUUUUCUCGUUUUAACAAAUCGAAACAAAUAUAAUUUAAAAAUCGUGCAAACCAAUACGAUUUCGCGAUAUGAGAGCGAAGUCGCAUUAAGAAUGUAACUUUAAUACUUACAAUUUUCAACGGUCGGCUUCGGAGACAGUGACAGUACGCCGAUCUGCUCGAGCAGACACGGAUAAUGGCUUUGUGGGAUAGCAAAUACACGCUACUUUUAAUACUCUUUUUACCUUUAAGUAAGAAUAAUUUACAAAAGAGGAGAAUGUGCCUGCCGUUUAAUUAAUUGUAGUACAAGCACGUCAAUUCUGCGCUUUCUUGUGAACAAACUUGAAAUUCAAUGGCUCGACAAUGAGGAACGAGAAUUAUUAAUAGAGAACGAUUUCAUCGACGAUUCAUUCAGCCAUGAUUCAUUCGCAGGCAAUGAGGAGUGCAAAAAUUUAAAUCGAGCUAAUUAUCUUCAGUUUGGAUCACUAUAUUUAUAUUAUUGCAUUAAAUCAAAUUGCAACAUCAAUAUAAGGAUAAAUAAUUAUAAAAAAUAAGAAACUUUAGCUACUUAAUAGCUAUUAUUUAAUUGUUAAAACAGUAAUUAUAUUAUUCGAAAACAUGUCAUUCAUGUCACAUAUUCCGAUGUCACAAUUGACUUGGUUUACAUUCACUCCGUCGCAUUUUUAGAAUAUAUUAAUCGGAUUCUUAAGGACAGCUAAACAGCUAUAUAUGCGUAAUUAAUUUUUGACAGUAUUAUAUAUAUAUCUAUCCUACUAGUUAAAAAUGUUCUUAAACUAUACACUUCAAAUAUUUUCAGAAUCUCGCAAAAGUUGUUUUGUACGUUUAAAGCAGUUUUCUAUUAUUUUUGUCAAAAAUAUUUUUUAUAAACAGUAACUUUUUGGUGAUAAAAUCCUGGAAUGGUCAUUUUGUUUCUUUACAUUGACGUAAGUAAAUCUAGUUCAGCUAUUUAGUUUGAGAAUUCUUGAUUUAUUAAAAUGUACUCGUUACAAUGCAGAGAUUUGAUUCUACCGUUAUUUUAUUAGUUUUACCGACCACUAUUAGAUUUAAUCGAGCAGGUACAUCAUUGUAAAUAUUGUAAUACUGAAGAUUUCCCAGUAUUCCUGUAGCUAGUAAUAUAUCAGUUCUCUUCCUCCUCUCCCAACUGUAUAAUUACUCUUGUAAUUAAUACCGUAUCGGCAGUUACCAUUCAAGAAAAUGAGUUUUCGUGUUUUAUAUAAAUAGAGUAUUUAAGCGAGAGUUAUACUCAUUUGCGCGUGGACGCAUGCACGUUUACUGCUGCGGGCCACUCGAUCUUUUAUUCUAAAAAAUAUAUUUUUAAUAAUAAAUCGUUUUUAAAAACACUGAUCUUUUUAUUUACCUUGCCGACAUCGACGUUAUUACUUCACUUAUAGGAAGCUUUAUAAAUUCAUCUCUCAAUCUUCAUAUAAAGGCUCCGGAGUUAUUUUGAUAUAAACGUCAUUCAACGUACACUUCGCGCAGUGGAUCAAAUGAGUAUAUUUUGCGAAGAUGUAAUGAUUCCCGCAUAGUUAUAAUUUACCUACUUAAACAAGAAGAUAAGCUAGAAGGUCACCGAGGUAGUUAGACACGAGAGAAGGAGAAAUUUCUCGAAAAAUAAAAACGCAAAUAAGAUGUAGUUCAUAAUAGGAAUUAUCGUCAUUAGUAUUAAUGACAGUCAUUUGACGGAUGCUCAUUCAGUACAUGUAGGCGGAGCAGCAUUAUUAUCAUAUUAUCGCAGAAAUUAUAAUGCCGAUAAAGAUACGCAUUAUGAUCGUUUAUUAUCUCCAGAAAAAAAUGGCAAAUUGGUUAAUCGCCAAGGUAAAUUCGUAAUUACAGAUAUAUGCACUAAUUCAAAUAAAAUUAAAAUAAAAACAAUAUGGAUGGAAAUGCAAAAGUUGUGAAAAGUUUUGUAAUUCGAUUAUUAUCAUUAUUAAAUAAUAAAGACAUACAGAAGAUACGACGUUCUAGAAAAAAAUUGCCAAUCGUAACGUUACGAUUUCGAUUUCCAUAUUAAAAACACCAGUAACAUUUUAAUUUCCAUUAUAAUAUUUAUAACGCAAUAAUGUUGUGUUAUUUCAGAUUCGAUAACGCAAUUUUCCGACCGUUUGUUUAUUAAAGGUGUUUGCCGACAGAAAUAAAAGCCACAUGUUUUAAGAUUAAUGAAUUUAUGUACAAAAAGCAUUUAACUAAUACAUAUAUCUUAAUUAGGAUCAAUAUUGCGCAGUUUUGUAAAUGCUAGUGUCUAUGCUUAUGACUAUUAUAUUAUGAUACAUAUACGCAGUCUAGCACGAGAAUCAUUUUACGAAUGAUAAGGCUAAAUGUAAAAAAAAAA